This is a messenger RNA of Lucilia sericata (common green bottle fly), 464 nucleotides long. Its product is annotated as potassium voltage-gated channel protein Shaker-like. The record is from RefSeq and is a predicted model, not a curated record. The transcript has 2 exons. The coding region runs from base 128 to 457 and encodes 109 amino acids. Lineage: Eukaryota; Metazoa; Arthropoda; Insecta; Diptera; Calliphoridae.
UGGUUUUUGGGGUAAAAUCGUUGGUUCGCUAUGUGUGAUAGCUGGUGUCCUGACAAUCGCUCUGCCCGUACCCGUUAUUGUUAGUAAUUUCAAUUAUUUCUAUCAUCGCGAGACGGAUCAGGAGGAAAUGCAAAGCCAAAAUUUCAAUCAUGUCACAAGUUGUUCAUAUAUGCCCGGUGCUUUAGGUCAACAUUAUCGAAAAUCAUCAUUGUCUGAAUCGUCUUCGGAUAUUAUGGAUUUAGAUGAUGGUAUUGGUACUCCGGGUUUGACUGAUCAUCCAGGACGUCAUUUAGCUCCAUUCCUAAGGACACAACAAUCUUUUGAGAAACAACAACUUCAAUUGCAAUUACAACAGCAACAACUGCAACAACCUCAACAAAAUGGAGUAAGAGGGUCUAGUACUUUAAACCAGAGACACAAUAGCGCUAUGGCGGUCAGUAUUGAAACCGAUGUCUGACUACUGG